Paramuricea clavata is the source of this 3203-nucleotide messenger RNA. The record is from the annotation of a GenBank genome assembly. Lineage: Eukaryota; Metazoa; Cnidaria; Anthozoa; Malacalcyonacea; Plexauridae.
AUGGAGGAUGGAAAAACUAUUGUUACCUAUCGGGAGAAAAGUUCCAAGGUUAACCAAGGCAGGCUGAAGAGAAGGAAAAUUACCCCUAACGAAGUCAAACAUAUUGAAGAUGGCAAUGAUCCAAAGUCAUUUACUUUUGUAUUCAAUUUCUACAUGUCAAAAUGGUAAUUAUAGUCUGCAAAGUGCAAGUGCAUUGAAGUGUUAAAGUUAGUGAAUUCUAUUAAGUUCAAAUUCAAAAUGUGUUUACGACACGCUCUGUUAACAUAUUUCUUUGUGUAGUCCUUUAGAUGCAGAUAGCUCAAGCUUGUAUUUGAAGGCGAAAACGAAAUGGUGUUUUGGAAACGAAUCAUGGUAUGAAAACCGACCAGUUGGGCGCAAUACGCUUGCAUCGACUUAUAAAAGAAUUUGCAGUUUGGCUGGUCUCGAGGGGCAUUACUCAAAUCAUUCAGGAAGGGCGACAGCUGCUACAACACUUUUGAAAGCAGGUAUUCCUGACAAAAUGGCGUUGAAAAGAACUGGUCAUCACAGUUUGGAAAGUCUACGGGAGUACCAGACUUUAGAUAUAGAUGAUACGAAACGGGUAUCAGAGGCGUUGAGCUCGUGUAGUUCUGCAGAUACGUGUGUAAUAAAUGAAACAUCUGUAGAAUCAAAAGUUGUGCAUGAAAGUAAUUUGGAUUGGGUUGAACAAUUUAAUGAGGAAUCAGAUUUAUGUGACGUUAUAUUAAGUCAGGCGUUAGACGUGUAUGAAAGUAAUUCUAGAAGUGAACCAUCCUAUAAUAAUACUUUAAAUGGUUUGUUCUGUAAUGCUAAUAUUGGGACGGUAAAUGUCUAUAUUAGCAAGUAAUGAUAACAAUUAAAUGUUUGUGUGUUUUUCAGUGCAUAAUUUUGUGAUAAUUUUGCUCAAACUUUCCAGGUGAUGUGGUAAUACUAAUACGACCCGUAGUGACGUUAACUGAGGUCGUAUUAGUUCUAAUACGACCUGUACAUUUGAGUAGGCGAGUAAAUUAGUUACUAAUACAGAACAAUAGAAAUUCACGCAAACAUGAUAUUAUGAAUACAUAAAUGAAUACACAGCCUAAACAAUAUAUCUUCUGGCACUAAGUGGGCGCCGGCUAGCUCCUUGCUAGGUCUGUAAAAUGAAUAUACCGUCUAAAUAAUAUCGGCACUUAAUUGAAUGCAUAACAUCAAUUUAUAUAUUGCUUAGAUUCUCGAAGAAUUACUCAAUAUUCACGUCUGAAAUGUUUAUAUAUUUGAAAACAACACUCUCUCGCUCUUUCCUGCCUCCGUAUAAUGGGUAUACCGUGAAAAUAAUAUCGGCACUCAAUUGAAUGCCUAGAAUCUCAAAGAUUUUCGACUCAAUAUUUACGUCUGAAAUGUUUAAUAAUAAUAUAUACACUUGAAAAAAAGCACUGUCCUAGCUCCUUGCUAGGUCUGUAAAAUGAAUAUACCGUCUAAAUAAUAUCGGCACUUAAUUGAAUGCAUAACAUCAAUUUAUAUAUUGCUUAGAUUCUCGAAGAAUUACUCAAUAUUCACGUCUGAAAUGUUUAUACAUUUCAAAACAACAUUGUCUCGCUCCUUCCUAGCAUCGUUAGCAUCAUCACGCCAUCGUGAUCUACGGCUUGAUAGCGUAUGCGCAUUUGCGCUGCUGAAGAAAAAAUCGGGUGUUCCGGGGUAAAUAUCCUUUACACAACAUGAGAAGCGCAUGUUAUAAAAUUUACAAUAACGACAACAAUUCCUCAAAAUAUUUAUAAACUUGGCAAAACUUGACAAAACGCUUAAAGAAUAUUUAAAUAAGACAACUGAAAUUGCCUAAAUAACCUUCAAAGCACAGACUAAGUACGAUAAAUCACUACGAACAUAUACCGUAUACACCCCCCGGAAAGUUUACUGUAUGACUGACUGACUGACUGACUGUUUCGUUUGAAUUUCCCCCCAGUCAUCACAAUACUGUGAAGUUUCGAAGAAACUUCACACUAAAAAUGCUAUUCUAAGACAGUUCAACUAUGGAUUAAAUGCUUUCAACUUUGAAGUAGCGAUGUUAAAUAUGAUGUACAUGUGUGUUACUUUUAACACUGCUGUGGGCAAUAACAUGUGAAUUAUUGUUUUUUUUUCAAGGCACAACUGUGGCUUUUACAGCGGAAAAUGAUGACCAUCAAUACACUUGAUGAGGAUAUUAUCACAUCGAUUGUCCCAUCGUUUCCAAUCCUUGAUAUCACCUUUAGGAGAGGUAUCGCAAUGAUAAAAGGCGACAAUCAACAUGUGUUGUUCAAUGCAGAAGACGCUGUACGACUAGCUGCACAAGAGAAAAUUGUUGGUACUAAAUGGUGCCAUAUCACUAUUGAAGAAACUAAUUAUUUGGUUGUGUGGAAAUUUGAAAUUCUUACGGGUGAACCAACUGUGGCAAAUCAAGAUCAGGCUACUGCUGGAGAUGAAAACACUAAACAUACUCUGCCAUUUAAAGUUCUGGGAGUGUCCUACAAGAAUAGGCAAAUUCAUUUAAAAUGUGUUAGUGAGAAACUGAAGAGAAACGAAGAAGUACAGAUUAUGAUCAAACCUGAGCCAGAUAAUGACCACGACAAAUGCAAUUGCUGUGCUUCUAAUUUGUGGAACUUGCUGGAAAACAGUUGGCUAUAUUGCAAGUGAACUUACAAAACACUUACAUCCCCUAAUAGAAAGUAACAGCAUAAAUAUCACAAUAGCCCACAUUCGGUUUCGAGUAACCUAUAUGUUAACAGGUUACUAUUUAACUAUUAACAUAACCCGGAAAGGACAGUGGUGUUCUCAAGUUAUUACAGCUUCAAAAAGUGUAAAGUAACUACACAGUAGUAAAUAAUAGACAGAUUUAGAUCGAGGAUGCGGACGUCAAAGACGACAUGAAAAUGGCGUGGCAUAUACGGGGGCACAACAUGCCAUUUUCACAUCGUCUUAGACGUCUGCGUCCUCGAUCUAAAUCUGUCCAAUAAUAGUAUGUUGGGAGAACAGGUGGCAGAAACAGUUAAUGCACUGCCUCUUACAACAUGUAGGUUGAGAGCAUGGGAUUUACUUCAGUAGAGUAAAUUUUGUGCACUUAAAUAUACUUACAGUAUGUAAGCAGAGUUUGGUUGGUUCUCUCCUGUGCUUCAUCCCUCACUAAAACUAACAAUAGACCUUAGAAGUGCUUAUGUCACACCAGUGACAAACAAUGAAUUGCAAUGCAAUGUGGG